GUGCCGUGCUCUGCUGGGCCGGAGAAGGCGGUGUUGCACCAUGACUACUACCUCAUCAGAUCGCUCUGCUGACUAUGAAAAGCAGCAGAAGGAAUUGAGCCAGAGUUAUGGUAGCUCUGUUCUUGACUAUUCAGAAGACACCUGGGAACCCUUCAGUGAGGAAGAAGUAGCCUGCUGCCAGCAUGAGAGCAAAUCAUCUGAACUGUAUUGUUCCACAGAAGAUACAAAGCAUUCUGCUGUGUUGGAUCCAUGGGAAAGCAUGUUGACUUUGGCAGGCCGAAGUCACGCAGAAAAGCAGUCUGAAGUAGUUGAUUCUGCAGCUGCAGAAAGAGAUUUCACUGGAAAAUUGAUUGAUGUCUUAAAAAAUAAGGAAGCUGGCAUUAAACAAGAAAAAUUCGUCAUCAAAACUCAUGCUGAAAUUACUGAGUUAUCAGAGGAAGAACUGGAUGCUCUCCAGUCUUUUUGCAUCAUUAAGAUAAGGAGGGUGCUGCCGGAGCUGAUCUCUAAACAGGCAAGUGGUGGCAAGUCAAGAAAGCAGCAGCAUGGAUUAAUAUCAAAGGCAUCAGAGGCAAAUGACUUGACCUGCCUUGUUCCCGAUGGGCUAAUGAACAGAAUCCGUCUGAAAAACUUCCGGGAGACCAUUAAACAGGUGACAGAAGCUCAAGUGCACAAAUCUUCACUGUGCCCUGACUGUAAGAAGAAGAAGGCAGAGCUAGCCGAAAUUGCCUUUCUCAGACAGAAGAAGAUACUAAUGGAAAGAGCUCUACUCCGGGAAAAAUUGGAAGAACAAAUUUACUCCAGAGAUGUGCUCAAGCUUAUAGGAGAAACACUCAGAAGCCUUCCUAAACUUUCAGAGGAUCCCAGGAACUUAUGGCAAAAGCUGAAGGGCAAAGCUGAAGGAACGACUGCAUUCUGUGAACAUCUGAAAUCUUCAGCUUCAUUGAAAGAAUGAGGGCCAGAAAUUUUAAGUGAGGUGAAGGAAGAAUUCUGAUUCUGGGCUAAUUGGUUGUGAAAAGAAGAUGAACAAAUGAGAUCUGUUUAUUUUUUAUCCCUCUCUUGCCUCCUUUUUUAAUCUUCUCCUUUUUUCUGCUUCCCUACUGCUGGUAAGGAAUGCAAUUACGGAUGGGACACUUUACAGCCUUUCUAUAAAAUCUGCCAAGAUUGAAACUCCCGCAGGGAUAACAUUUUUUUAAAUGUACCGAAGAGCAAGAGAUUGUUUGAACAUUCAAAUGUUCAUCCAACUCAUCUAAAAAGAAAACUCUUCUCUUU
Molecule: messenger RNA, 1269 nt
Organism: Gallus gallus (chicken)
Lineage: Eukaryota; Metazoa; Chordata; Aves; Galliformes; Phasianidae
Gene: C8orf48
Product: chromosome 8 open reading frame 48
Exons: 8
Coding region: 41-952 (303 amino acids)
Source: RefSeq, marked validated